AUGGCGGAGCUUUUCGAUGGCCGCACACCUGAGCAGCUCGAGAAGAGUGUCGAAAAGGGUGUCCAACUGCUGGGUGAUAUACAGCGAACUCUGCAAGCACAGCCUAGUCAUGAUGCGACUCAGUGGCUGCAGGCGGUUGAGAAGGUCCAAGCACAAGCAGUUCGCUCCAAAACUGUCAUCGGUGUGGUUGGCGCUACUGGGGCUGGAAAGAGCUCGGUAAUCAAUGCAAUGCUUGACGAAGAGCGACUUGUGCCUACAAAUUGCAUGAGAGCAUGUACUGCAGUUGUGACAGAGAUCAGCUACAACUACGAAGAGGGCGCCCCCUACCAUGCCCAAAUUGAGUUCAUUUCUCGUGACGAUUGGCACAAAAUGCUGAAGGUCAUGUUCCAAGACCUGCUCGACGGAUCGGGACAGGUGUCUCGCGAGUGUACAAAUGAGGAGUCGGAGAGCGGCAUCGCCUAUGCUCAGGUGAAAGCUGUGUAUCCCAAGUUGACCAAAGAAGAAAUGGAGAAGGUCCCAAUCGAACGGCUCCUGGCGCACGACAAUGUCGCAUGUUUAGGUACCACCCGCACCAUCGAGGCUGAUGACGCCCUGGUGUUCCACAAAAAGCUCCAGCAAUAUGUGGACAGCAAGGAGAAAGGUGGGGUCAAAGGAAAGGGCGAGAAGGAGAGAAAGAAGCCUCGAGAGAUGGAGUUCUGGCCCCUGAUUCGAGUGGUGAGACUUCAUGUCAAAUCCCCUGCUCUAGCCACAGGUGCCGUCAUCGUUGACCUCCCCGGUGUGCACGAUAGCAACCAAGCUCGUGCUGCUGUAGCCCAGGGAUACAUGAAGCAAUGCACGGGUUUGUGGAUUGUUGCGCCUAUCACCAGAGCAGUUGACGACAAAUCAGCAAAGAAUUUGCUUGGCGAUUCCUUCAAGAGACAGCUGAAGAUGGAUGGUGGAUACAAUGCGGUCACUUUUAUCUGCAGCAAAACUGAUGACAUCUCUAUAACGGAAGCCCAAGAUUCGCUGGGACUUGAGGAAGAGCUUGGACCUAUGUGGGCCAAAUGGGAUCAAUUGCGACAGAAGAAGACGUCCUUGAAGGAUAAAAUUGAGGGCCUCAAGGACACUAGGUCUGACAUCUCUGCUGCCAUGGACGCCGCCGAUGAAGAGCUCGAAGUCUGGGAAAAGUUGCAAGAAGACUGCAGUGCCGGUCAGACGGUCUUCAAGCCAAAACCGAAAUCUCUGAAGCGCAAACGUGCGGAUAAGCCUAGCAAACCUAGGAAGAAGCCAAACUACGCAGACCCCGAUACCGACGAUGACUUCAUCUACGAGAGUGACAACGCCGAAAGUGAUGCUGGCUCGGACUAUACGUCUUCCCAUACCAGUGAGGAUCAAGGCGAGCCUUUGACGGAAGACGAUAUCACCACCAAGGUUACCGAGCUGCGUAUUACAAAGAAGGAGGGUCGUUACGAAAGACAUAAGAUCGACACCGAGAUCUCAGCUAACCGACGCCAGAUCGAAGAAGCUGAGAAGGAGAACGAAAGCAUUGAUGCCUUACUAUCAAUCAAAUGCAUAUCAGGCCGAAAUGAAUACUCGCGAGGUGCAAUUCGACAAGAUUAUGCGUCAGGCAUACGUGAGCUCGAUCAAGAACUUGCCGAAGAGGCCGAUGCUGCAAACUUCAACCCGGAAGUCGAUGCUCGCGAUUAUGACGAAGUGGCUCGCAACUUGCCUGUGUUCUGUGUAUCUUCUCGUGCAUACCAAAAGCUGAAAGGUAGACUUCCGCGGGACAAAAUGCCGAAUGGCUUCAGUCAGAUUGAUGAGACUGAGGUGCCGGCACUGCAGGCCCACUGCAUACAUCUAACCACAGCUGAUCGCCAGGCUUCUUGCCGCCGCUUUCUCAAUAGCAUGUUCCAAUUACUCAAUUCUCUUCGGCUAUGGGCGUCGAACGAUGGCACCGGCAAGAAUCUCUCAGAGGGUCAGCUGCAGCGGGAGGCGCAAAUUCUGAAGGAGAGACUGACCAAGCUCGACUCUGCACUCGAAAAGACAGUCACCAACGUCAUCAAUGGACUGGCUGAAGAGCUCCAGGACAAGGUGUACGAUGGCUACCCAGCUGCCACAUCGGCCGCGAAAUCGCAAGCAAACGACACUGCUCGCAAGUGGGGGUUGCCUGUCAAUCGGGACGAUCGUUCGGCGGGAGGCCUCUACUGGGCAACGUAUAAAGCUGUGGUCCGCCGCGAGGGAUGCUUCACAGGUUCUGGUGGCUGUCAUAAUUUCAAUGAGCAGCUAGUCGAGCCGGUCAUCCGCCACAUUGCUGGUCCUUGGGAAUCAGUUUUCGCUCGCAGAAUGCCUGGCAUCCUCAACGGUCUCCCAUUGAACGCCGGUCGCGUGCUUACGGACUUCCAUAACGACAUUGAGCGUCGCGCUGUUAGAAACGGUGCUUCGAUUGCGUCGUUCCAGAUGUUGAAGCACCAGAUCCCUGUGUACAAAGAGACUCUGAAGGAUGCCAUGAACGAAGCCCGUGGUAGAAUCACGGAAAAGCAACGUGACAUCAAUCGUGAAUUCGAGCCUCAGAUCAGCGCACACAUGCUGGAGAUCUACGAUGCUUGCACCAGAGAGGCUGGACCAGGAAGCUUCGCUAGGAUGAAGGUCAAUAUGGAUCAUUAUGUGUCCGUGGAGAAAGAUUCCAUGUUUGACGACGCUGUCAACCAUAUUCGAGGACUCCUCAAGAAGAUGCUCAGCGGUGUCAAGGACGACCUGUUGACCAAACUUGACGCCAUUUAUAUUGCGAUCAAGAGAGACUAUACAGGCGUGGUGAUUGGCCAAGAGCAAGGCAAGACUGCCGAGCUUUUACCCCGGGAACAACGCGCGAUGCGAAAGUCAAUCCUCGAAGUUGUCGAUGGCGCUGAAAUGGUCUUCAAGAGGGCUCUUGGCCUCGAAGCAGAACCGGCGGCGGAGCCUGAACCUCAGCCUCAGCUUGAGCAGACAGUCAAGCAGGAAACAUCCGAUGAGACGAAGCAAGAGACCUCUGAGCAAACCAAUGACGCUGCCCCGCCAAAAGAGGAAAUCAACGUUGGGCAGCCUUCUGUCAAACAGGAGGUGAACGACGAUGCCGAGAUGCAAUAG
Messenger RNA from Exophiala viscosa, 3102 nucleotides. RefSeq lists its product as uncharacterized. NCBI's taxonomy places the organism in Eukaryota, Fungi, Ascomycota, Eurotiomycetes, Chaetothyriales, Herpotrichiellaceae. The record is from RefSeq and is a predicted model, not a curated record. The transcript has 2 exons. Bases 1 to 3102 code for a protein of 1033 amino acids.